UCUCUUCAUUUCAUUGAAGAAAAUUGACAGAAUGACGACCAUUUAAAAUGAGCGUCGUCUGGCGCUAUGAUAUUUAUGUACUUUAUGUACUUUAUUUUUCUUUCUUCCUUUUCUCUCCAACGUCUAAUUACAUAUCCACUUCGUUUCAAGUGCAGAAGGUGCAGGUGCAGCUACGAAGAGGGCGCGAUGAACGCGCUAACUUGACGUGCGGCGGGUCCGACGUUGUAAUGGCCGACUUCGAGAUUCACUUAUUAAAUUCCCAACUUCACGAUUGUUGUGUGCGGCAUUUGUUUGCGCUGAAGUUCGUCUCCAAUGGAUUUGUUGUCGCGGUGACCAGGCCGCCGCGAGUGCUGUGGACCGCUGCGCGGGGAGGAGGACAGGACGGCUCGGUUCGGCACGUACGGAAUUUUGCCGGAUAUUCGACAGGCGAGAUGAGAGAUUUCCGCAGAUACGUUCCCGCAAACGCAUCCGUCCGACGUCCCGCGCUAGGUUAAACCGCACUUGACCGGAGAGCGUGGAUCGCAGACCGAGGGCGCGCAGCGCGGUGCCGAUCGUCCGAUCCCGGGGAGAGUCCGACGGUUGAAUUAUGGGCUCGAUCAACCUCAUCUGCCCUAUGUGCUGCGGCGAGACCUUCAACAAUCCUCAGUCCCUCAAGUACCACUUGUUAAGCCUGACGGACAAUCUUUAUUGCCCCGGCUGUUCCCAGCGUUCCGACUCCGUGACAGCGCUCAUUCAGCACCUGGACAUGUGCGAGCACGAUCUCAGGUACAAGAUGAAGCCUGAGAUUCUGGCGGACAAGCUCAGGAAGGGCGGAAAGGAGCCCGAGAUCAAAAUGGAUCUGCUAAUGGAUGUCAAGGCGCAGCAGAUUAAUCGGGGCUUCCUCGCGACGAUGGGCAGCAACGGAGUUAUCAUAAUGGGCGAUCCGCAGACGAUACAAUUGGAUGAGAAUGGAGAGAUUAAAGUCGUAGAAAAGAUGGACACGGAAGGAACGCAACCAGAUGAAAAUUCUCUGGAUUUCAAGAUGUCCGAAGGAUUCGCCGGCGACGGUGGCGGAGCGCAGAGAAGAUUGCAGUCGUCGCAAGGAUUGAUGACUAUCCCCAUAUCGAAUGCAGACCGCAAGACGGCGUCAAUGGAGAAGAAUGUGAUCGCCGUGUUACCGGACAGUUCCGAGCUCCUGGAUGGCGAGGCUGCUGCCCUGAUCGAUGUGGAUCGUUUAAACGAGACAGGGGAGAUCGACGAGGCUGGUUUUCUGCGUGUCAAGCGAGAGCUGUGCGAGCUCGAGUCUGACGCUGUAUAUAGUUGCACCAGUUGCGAAAUGAGCUUCAACUCCGUCCUGGAGCAUAUCAAGCAGUUCCACGAUGGCCAGGAGGUUUUGCUAGAGAUGGCGGAGCAGUUGAAUGAUCUGGCGACGACAAGUCCGGUAUCCGUGUUGUCCGAGGGCUCGGAAAAUGUGGCGAACGCACGGCAGCGGCAGACGAUGAACACGUUGCGCACGGAGGAAUGUGUGGAUAGCGAGGGUAGGCUCUACACCAGAAAAGUCGUGCAAAUUGAGAAAUUCUGGGACCGUACUCCGAUUCAGGUGACAACGUCACAAUCAGCGAAGGCUCCGAUGAUCGAGAAGUUCUUUUCGAAUGUGGAAGGUGUUAAGGUACGAGAGAAACGCCUGGCGACCGCGUCGAUGCGAAUGUACAAAUGCAAUCAGUGCCUGCAGCAGUUCUCCAAGUUGGGAAAUUUUCGCGUGCACGCCUGUCUCCGUGGCAAUAAUCGUUGCGAGCAAUGCGAUCAGAGCUUCGCGACCCCUAGAGCCUUGCAACUUCACGCGAAGGUGCACGACGGCGAAGCCGAUCCGAACCGGAAGACAUUCCUCUGUACUACAUGCGGUACCGAAUUCUGCUCCCACAAAAGCUUACGACUGCAUUCGAGGAUGCACGCGCCAGUGAGAGCCAGACAUGUCGAUGCACCCGAGGGCACCCCUAACGCGACUUUCACGUGCCCCGAAUGCGGUAAAACGCUAUCCGAAUCGUACAAAGACGCGCACAUGACGCUUCACACGGGCGACUCAGUGACGUGCACUGUGUGCAACCGAAAGUUCGAUUCCGCGGAUAGCCUGACGAUGCACGCGGCGGUGCACGUCGAACUGGCACCUCCGCAGUCGCCUAUUAUGCAGACUUUGAUUUCGACGUCUUCCGAGGCAACGACGACACCAGCAACGAUAACACCGGCUUCGACGGUAACGUCAACAACGACGGUGACGACGGCGACAACGACAGUGACAACAAUGGAUCCAGGGGACAGCCAGAAACCCUAUCAGUGCCAGCAUUGUGGACGCAGGUUUACCAGACCGCACGAGAAAGUCAAGCAUGAACGAAUUCACACCGGGGAGAAGCCGCAUGCCUGUGAGGUUUGCGGCAAGACCUUUCGCGUGUCCUACUGCCUGACCCUUCACAUGCGCACGCACACGGGCGUACGGCCCUACGGCUGUCAGCAUUGUGGCAAACGCUUCAAGGCGUCCUCCGUCUACAAUCAUCACUUGCUGACGCACGGCGAUGAGCGCGCCUACACGUGUCCGUACUGUCCGAAGACGUUCAAGACACGGGUGCAGCUGGCCGGUCACAAGAACAGCCACACGAAGCCGUUUCGGUGCACUGAGUGCUCACGGCCAUUCGCGUCGCUCUACGCUGUUCGCGCGCACAUCCAGACCCACAAGAAGGACAAUAAUCUCAAGUUCAGCUGCUACGUGUGCGGCGCGUCGUAUGGCCGGGCGUUCGCCCUCAAGGACCACCUGAAGCAGCACGGUCAGGACGUGCUGGCGCUACCGGAGCCAGCGCGGGAGGAAGAGGUACACGAAAACUUUCUCCUCGGCGAGGAGGAAGCUGAGGAAGACGAGUUCGUGGCCCCGCCACCUCCACCACCGCCGCCGUCUCCACCGCGCUCCUUCGGCGUGGACGACACCAACUGAGGUCAAUUGUUGCAAUUCGAUUCUAGUCAUAGAAUCGUAGCGCGUCCCGCAAGCUUGCCGAAAGCUUGUCGUAAGCCUACGGAGCGUUCGUGAAGACUGGAGUAUUGUUACAAGUUCCGCGAGUUGUUGCGUGAAUCGAAUAGAGCGGAUUUUUUUACCAAACCCAGUCGCCAUCGAUUGGGACCUAGUUGUAUGUAAGCGUUGUUGACUCGUUAACAAAGUUUAUUGUCUGUUCGUAUUUCCCGUACUGUGUUCGCCGUUUUUCCAUCAUGAAUUCGUGAGCCUGAUCGAAAGAUUCACUGCUGGGAGCAACUAAUCCGCGAAUACAAGUGUUGCAUUACCUCAAUCGAUUCGAACUGGACAUAAUUACGCAACGAAGAAUUAGCCGGGUGCUUAAUUGGUCUUCUUUAAAAAAAAAAAAGAAGCAGAAUUUGAAUAUAUCGUGAUGAAUUUUUUUGACAGGCUAAUAGCGUACAUUAUAUAAAUUGUAAAUGUAUUGACCAAUUAUUAUUGAAUUACACACAAG
Temnothorax curvispinosus is the source of this 3485-nucleotide messenger RNA. Its product is annotated as zinc finger protein 845-like. The transcript is spliced from 7 exons. The coding region runs from base 587 to 2959 and encodes 790 amino acids. The record is from RefSeq and is a predicted model, not a curated record. NCBI's taxonomy places the organism in Eukaryota, Metazoa, Arthropoda, Insecta, Hymenoptera, Formicidae. Gene Ontology annotation, biological process: regulation of transcription by RNA polymerase II. Gene Ontology annotation, molecular function: RNA polymerase II cis-regulatory region sequence-specific DNA binding; DNA-binding transcription factor activity, RNA polymerase II-specific.